GCCCGAGUGCUCGUGCUCAGGUGCGGAGUGUUUACUCCUGUGCUGUGCAGAUGGAGGUGUCAGAGUCGCGCAGAGCCGAGCAGGAGGUGAAUAGGACUGAAAAGGAAACUCAUGUACAGACUAUCAGCAAGAAAUAUCCAGAUGUCUGGUCUGAGGACAUCUGUAAGCUCACAGUUCAUGACUACAACCAGAAUCUAGUCACUGAGACACUAAAGGAUAUCUCCAACAAGCCUGCAGUGAUUUGUGGAAAGCAGUGGCAGAUAAGGCCGGAUUCCAGCACACUUUUAGGAGAGAAGAUCGAAGUCAUCAAGGUCUAUCUUGAACGAGGCAAACAGGAGAAGGAGCAACAAAGUGUCGCAAUGCUGACUGACGAGGUUUCACAAAUACAGGAGGUGAGGUACUGCUUGAAGACUCUGAGGGAACAGAUGGCAGCCCGACAUAACAAUAACAAGAGUCCAGACAAUGGGAUCCGAGUUCAUAUGCUCAGCAGCAAAUUCCCUGUCUCCAACUCUGGUGUGGACGCCCCUGUCCCUGAGAGCCAGGAGCAGGAGUGUGUGAGGUUGAGAGAGAUGACCAAACGUCUGUAUGCUGAGCUGCAGGAGGCAGAAAAGAGACACCAGGAGGACAGAGAGACAUUGCAGGCAGAGAACAGAGAGUGCCUGCGGUGUCUGGAGGAGCAGAACGAGCAUCUAAGGCAGGCCCGGGGCGAGGCAGAAGGCCAGGGCCAACGCAUCGAGGAGCUGCAGAUGAUUUUGGGAAAUCUGAAGCUUGAGAAUGCCAGCCUUCAUGAUGAAAUAGCUGCAGGCGAGGCUGAACUUCGGGAACUCAGAGCCCUGAAGGAUGGGGAAGAUGGGAAAAGAUGUAAACAGCUGGAAAAAGAGCAGGCCAUUCUGAAGGAGAAAAUCCAUCACCUAGAUGACAUGUUAAAGAGCCAGCAGAGGAAAGUGAGACACAUGAUCGAGCAGCUUCAGAACUCUCGGACUAUGUUGGAGGAGAGAGACCGACUGAUUGGUGAUCUAGAGGAAAAAGUGGCUUUUCUGGAGGCAGAGAACACAGAGAUGCGGUACCAGAUAGAGUGUGGUCUGGGGGAUCAGACACCAAGCUGUUUUCAGUCAGAGAAGGAAGCUCAAAUUGUCUACAGCAAGCCUUUGACACCAAUAAGUCCUGGAAACAAGUCUCUACCCUUCAUCAAAGUGAUUGAGAUCAAGUCCUGAGCACAGAGAGGAACAUGUGAUACAGAGAGGAACAUGUGAGGCUUGUGUAUACAGUACACAUGCACCUCAUUAUAUUUUUCAUGUAACAUCAGUUACAGAAAGUGGCUGUACAGGAAAAAUCAUCCUCAUUUAAAGAAGGCCUUAAUCGCUAAACUUAAUAGCUUCUUUAGUAAAAUAAAUACAACUAAUAAAUAAUAGUUUCUUUGUUUUAAUUAUAACAUAACUCAUUGCACAAAUGAUCAUAGUUCAGGCAAAAAAUAAGGUUCACUGGGGGAAAUUAAGUAUUUAGAUUUUUAGAUUUUAGAUUUAAUCUAUAGUUAUCAAAAUUAAAAAUUCCCCCAGAAGGCCCAGUUGGUGUUUGAAUACAAAGUAUGUAAAUAGAAUUGUGUGUGUGUGUGUGUGUACAGUAUAAAUAUAAUAAUGCUGGUUAAAUGUGUGAUAGACCCAACUAUUAUACCAGUUCCCAUAUUAAAUGUGAAAUAUAAACACUUCCUGCUGUUAAUAGAAGCUGUAUAGUUGAUAUUUUGAUAUAUAUUAUGAUGUAGUUCUGUAUUUAUAUCAUUAAUUUUGUGGGUCCAAAUAAAGUUAAAUUAAAGUUA
Molecule: messenger RNA, 1813 nt
Organism: Ictalurus punctatus (channel catfish)
Lineage: Eukaryota; Metazoa; Chordata; Actinopteri; Siluriformes; Ictaluridae
Gene: tuft1b
Product: tuftelin 1b
Exons: 13
Coding region: 51-1214 (387 amino acids)
Biological process (GO): intracellular signal transduction
Cellular component (GO): intracellular anatomical structure
Source: RefSeq, a predicted model, not a curated record